GUGCGCAGAUCAUUUUCUUUUGAGAGAAACCCUCCUGCAGAUCAACUUUCUCGAGGCUACUUAAACUAUGAGACAUCGCCUAAACAUCAACAAAGCAACGAUUAUUCAUACUUUAGUCUUGUUCUUACAUCUCCAGCAGUCGAGUUGUGAUAUUCAUUCUAUCAGUUGGAAUUUCCUUGGCUCUGAAGGCCUCAGUCUUCCCCAUUACACAGAGAGUGACACUGUGAAUGAUGUGACCCUAUUUUACUAUGACAGCAACAUGAAGUCGACAGCUCCAUGUCCCGAAUGGCUCAACACUACAGCUGGUCAGCAAUACUGGAAAGAGGCCAGUUUUAAAUCACACUACAACAUGGCAAAUAUGGCUUUAGCACUUCAAACAGCCAAAUCGCAGUUCAACCUCACAGGUUCACAUGCGGACAUUAACGUAUACCAAGGCUACAGUCGCUGUGACCUCUAUCCAGAUGGCACCACCAAGUCAUCGUUAACCCAUGCCUUCAAUGGGAAGGACUUCUUAAGUUUAGAUAUUGACAGUAAGAUGUUCAUCGCUUCUGUUCCUCAAGCCCUCAUAUAUAAAAGUAUUAGGGAGAAGGAUAAAAUCUGGCUUGAAACCGUGGUGUCUUUCUACAAAAAGACCUGUUUUGACGACCUUAGGAUGUUCUUAGAGCUUGCUCCUGGUGUCAGAAAUAAGAAAGCUCCAGAGGUCAGGCUUUUCGAGAGGCAGGGCGCUGGUUCCACGAUCCUCACAUGUCAUGUGACUGGAUUUUACCCCAGAGCAGUGCAGGUGAAGUGGAUUGGGGCAGAUUUACAGCUGGUGAAGGAUGAGAUAAAUGAUGUGCUGCCUAAUGGUGAUGGCACGUUUCAGACCAGAAGCAGUGUGAUCAGACCUGAGGAGAACACAGGAGAUCAGCGCUACAGCUGUGUAGUGCAUCACAGCAGCCUAGAGGGAAAUAUUACAGUCACCUGGGGUAAAGAAGAGAAACCCUUCAGACUUUAUGUUCGGAUUACACUAGGCUGCGUUUUCAUCGUCACUGUAGUCGGGCUUGUAAUACGAGGCUUCUUUUAUAAUAAAGGUCAAUUCAUUGUCGUCUCCUGAGAAGAUCGAGCUGUCUAUCAUCAACCUCAAACUCCUACAGCCCCAUGUCCUCAGGUCUAGCUGUUUCUUCCUUGAUAUUUGCACCCAUCUCCUCUUCACUCAAGAAGAAUGAGAAUACUUCAGGUUCAGUCUGAGCCACAAAUAAGCUUUUUAAAAAAUCUAUUUGUUAGGGAUGCACCGAAAUGAAAAUUCUUGGCCAAAGCCGAAACCGAAUAUAAUGAAAAACUUGGCCGAAGGUCGAAUACCGAACACGUUUUUUCCAUUUAUUUUGCCAUUUUUUUCACCAUUGAAUAAAUUAAAUAAUCAAAAUGUGCUUUUUACUAUUUUGUCCUGCUUUUCAAAGAAAAAAAUCAAUUACAAAAACUACAAUUUCAAAAUAUUUAUUUAAUACUGAACAUUUUUUUUUAUUCCAGCAGGUAUAGGCUUACAACAAGGCACAAUAUAACUUUAAAUAAAUAAAUGAGUAAAAUAAAAAUAUUUUGAUGAAAAUAUUUGGUGAAUGAUUAUGUACUGGCAUUAGUGAAUGAUUAUGUACUGGCAUUAGUGAAUGAUUAUGUACUGACAUUGGUGAAUGAUUAUGUACUGACAUUGAUGAAUGAUUAUGUACUGGCAUUAGUGAAUGAUUAUGUACUGACAUUGGUGAAUGAUUAUGUACUGACAUUGAUGAAUGAUUAUGUACUGGUAUUAGUGAAUGAUUAUGUACUGGUAUUAGUGAAUGAUUAUGUACUGACAUUGAUGAAUGAUUAUGUACUGGUAUUGGUGAAUGAUUAUGUAUUGUUGAAUGUUUAUGUACUGACAUUGGUGAAAUAAAACUAUAAAAUGGA
Molecule: messenger RNA, 1917 nt
Organism: Ictalurus punctatus (channel catfish)
Lineage: Eukaryota; Metazoa; Chordata; Actinopteri; Siluriformes; Ictaluridae
Product: class I histocompatibility antigen, F10 alpha chain
Exons: 6
Coding region: 68-1093 (341 amino acids)
Biological process (GO): immune response
Cellular component (GO): external side of plasma membrane
Source: RefSeq, a predicted model, not a curated record